UGUUUCCUGAUUCGGAACCGUGAAUAGCAGGUGACACCACUAAGGAUUGCCAAGGUCGGGGUGCAUCUUGGUAGUCUCCCCUAGUAUACGGGGUAGGCAACGUCCAAGGGUUGUCUUCGGCUCCUUCCAGAACAGCGGCCAAUCGAUUGAGGGCUUGGAACACAUGGCAUAUCGGAGUACCCCUGGCACGGAUGUGUUAUCGGCAACCGGCUUGUGGCAUUACUCCGACUUUCUCCCACCAUGAUCUCCGACAUGGGUGACGUAUAAGUCGGGCCGGAUCCCAGUAGUAAUCAUUUUUUUCAACACAUACAAAGGCAAUGGCAAUGGCAAUGACAUCUGGAUCGUUGUUAUUAGGUCUUUUGGCACAGCAGGCUGCUGGACAGCUCCUUGUUCCUCAUUCUCCACCUGCAGGUGCCAGUGAACCUGUGCCGAAGGGCGCCUCCUCGUUUUCGAUUGAGUUCUCAUCAGUUGUCGACUACUUUGGUAACACGACGCAUCCUAAUGAGUAUUCACAAAAUCUACUAUUCAACCUAAAGAAUGCCACCGGUGCAUUCCCGAAGAUCCGGAUCGGUGGAACUACACAAGACCGCGCAUUCUACAACCCCAACCAAAACGCAGCUAUCAACCUAACCUACGAAACCCCCACCGAUGACCAACCCAUCAAAGUAACUUACGGCCCCGACUUCUUUCAGUCUUACCACGCCAUCCCAGGUCUUGAAUUCUCCUAUGGCCUCAACCUUGCCUACAAUGGCUCCGACCAAUCCACCCAGCUCUCCUCCGCCGCAGCAGCUGCCUGCAAGAAUAUGGGCUCGGCCCUCAGCCUCUCGGAGCUGGGCAACGAGCCGGAUUUCUACCCGGGAUACCCGAGUUACAAUCGCCCGCCGAACUGGACGAUGACGGAGUAUAUUCGGGAGUGGAACUGGAAGACUGGGGUUGUGACCAAGGCUAUGGAGAAGGAGUGUCCAGGAGUUAAUGUGAGGUUUGUGGCGCCGAGCUUUAUCUGGAGUAAUUGUGAGUUGCGCCCCUGUAAACGACGAUAUGGUGUUGAUGCUAAUGGUUGCAGCUACAUGGACACGGACUGCGAGGAGCGUUACGGACUCACAGACUUAUCAAUGCAAAGUCUCCUUAUGAAUCACACUGGUGUCGUAGGCUCACUAGCCGUCCACCUAGACGCUGCCCGUGACCUCUCCUAUCUCGGACUCCCAUACACCCUGAGCGAAGUCAACGGCAUGGCCCUCCAGGGAGGCGCCUGGACCUGGAGCAUGGGCAGCGCACUCUGGGUUGUUGACUUUGCCCUAUGGUCUACGACAAACAACAUCAAACGGAUCAACUUUCACCAAGGCACCGGCUACCGCUACGUAGCAUGGCAACCUGUCCCUGUUGACGGCGCAGAACCAAACACCCGUCCUCCAUACUAUGGGCAGAUUAUGGUUGCCCACGCUCUGGGCAAUUCCAACUCCACCCGUCUCGCCAACAUCCCUCUCCCCAGCGACACGGAAUCCGCGUACGCGGUCUACCACAAUGAACUCCUCUCCCGCCUCGUGGCUCUCAACCUGGAGGCAUGGUAUGCCAACUCAACCACCACACGCCCGAGCAAGGAAUACACCUUCCGCAUUCCGGGUCGGUAUACCACAGCCAAUGUGCUGCGCUUUAUGGGACCUGGGGCGGACGCGCGCUCGAACCUGACGUUUGACGGCGUGUCGUAUGAUUAUGAGCUCGGUGGUGGGAAACCAGUGGUUGUUGAUGAGAUGGGGAAGAAGGAGAGAGUUCAUGUUAAGGAUGGAAUGGUUAGGAUUGAGGUGCCGGCUUCCUCGGGAGCGAUUUUGGUUUUGAGGUAA
Messenger RNA from Aspergillus ruber CBS 135680, 1838 nucleotides. Its product is annotated as glycosyl hydrolase family 79 C-terminal domain-containing protein. The transcript has 4 exons. NCBI's taxonomy places the organism in Eukaryota, Fungi, Ascomycota, Eurotiomycetes, Eurotiales, Aspergillaceae. The coding region runs from base 318 to 1838 and encodes 506 amino acids. The record is from RefSeq and is a predicted model, not a curated record.